AUGAAGGAUGAUCUGGAAGUCUCUGGAGGGUUGCUAUCUCACAUAUGCAACAUCUCUUUUCCAAGAGCGCCUACCACGACAUUCUGCUUUUUGUUGGGCUCUGUUGAUGCGAAAGGAAUAGUGCGAGUGGCAGGGUUCCAUUGCCCAGAGUGGGAGAAGCAGAAUGAUCUUUCCUUGAUUGAUUGGAGAGAACAAAGGGUGAAGUCCCUCUGCCAAUCCAAAUCGCACGAGGUGAUUGGCUGCUGCCUAGUAAAACCAACUGGUGAGGCAACAUUGAGCAAUGCUGAUGCUGCCAUGGCCCGGAAGCAUCAACUUGAGUGCAAUGAAGCCUUUGUCACUGCAAUUACAGGCAAGGACAGAAAGACCCGUUUUUUCCGCUUGACAGCUGCUGGGGUUGCGGAGGCUGAGAUCGAGGUUGGAGAAACAACAAUGGUAGAACUUCAUGCUGCAGUUCAGUGGGUGGGGCCGUCCUCACUCUACUAUGCGGAGGUAGUGUCAGAAUCUCUUGCAGACUUAGAUUCCCUUGAGAAAGAGGCAGCCGAGGCAUUGCUGGCCAAGAGAGGCAAAACCAAGAAAUGUCAGGCAAGGGCUACAGCUAGGGCUGAUGACUUGGGGCAUAGUGCCAAAGCGGCCGCAACUUUGAAUGACAUUGCGGAGGAGCUAGGUCUUUUUGCAGAUUGGCUUUGUGCAGAGCUGCCUCGCUUUACCAGCGUCAAUCAAGACUUGCAGAAGGAGUUUCAGCAGCGCUUGGAUCAAUUUCCCCUUGCAAACAGAGAGCUGGCAAAGAUUCAGGCUUGCGCAUGUCCUUCAGAUAUUGCUGGAGCUGGCAAGGUUUUGACUGCUGUGCAUGGCAUGAAGGCUGAUUUGCAAGUUCGAGCUGUAAAGCGAAACGCUACAGGGCAUGCAUUUGAUGGAAAGAAGUGGAAGCAUGCUGCGAGAAGUUCAAGCGCCUUCAACACACCUACACCCAAGCGUCCACGAGUUACACCUUCUUCUACUCCGUCUGCAGCGUCCACUUCACCAGCUGCCACUGAACCUGCUUCUUCUACUGCUGCUCCAGCAGCUUCUCCGUCUGCAGAGUCAACUUCACCACCAGUGGCUGAGGAAGCUGAGGACGGGAACAUGUUGGGGUAUCAAUUGGUGGUGGAUCCUCAAUCUGACCACGAGGAAGGAGAUGACAUGGAGGAAGAGGACGAAGAGAACAGGCCCAAAAAGAGAGGAGGUCAAUCAGUCCGUGUCCGGCUCCCUGUGUACAAAAAGUUGCAGUGUAUCAGGGAACUAGACAGGCUUAUCGAGUCUGGGCAACGGAAAGGCUUGGAAAAGUCUGUGAUGCAUUCUUUCCCAGAGGUCUUUAUGGGAACCCGUGGCAAGAUGAAGACAGGCAUGUUGGGCAGAUGGCUUGUCCAAGCGGAUGAGCAGUCACGGAGGAAAAUUCCCUUUGAAAAAAUGAGUGCAAAAGACCAGCAAAUGAAAGAUCUGCCGGACUGGGUGAGGCUUCCUUUGGGGAUGACACCACGGUCUCUCGACCGUUUCAAAAGUGGUACCAAUGUACCACAGCCAGUGGUGACCAAGGUGGUGCAAAUGAUUGAGCGGGUAACUUGCGGGCAAGGGCCUGCACUGACUGCAGGUGUUCUCAAGGCUGAGUCAGUGAAGAAGGAGGUUGAAUCCAUGCUGCAGGUGUUCAAUGACGCGCAGAAGAAAACCGCUGAGGAGAAUGGCAUUGCCAUUCCUGACCAGAAAUCCAAGGUUUCAAUACGGUGGGUCAACCGGCUGCUCAGUCACUAUGGAUGGAAGAGAAAUGCCCCUAACACCUAUGGCGCUUACCUGGAGUUUGAUGAUGAGAGGAUGGUCCGUUCACGCCGUGCUUGGCGCUUCCUCAGGUUGGAAAAGAACGUUCGGCUGGAUCUUGCCUUGAAUUUUGAUCAAGUCUGGAAAGCUGGAAAGAGGGAGCAACUGUGGGCAGAGCUCCACCGACUUCAGCGCCAAGGCAACACAGAGUGGGAAGCAAAACGAAGGCGGAUUGCAGGACGGGAUGCAAGAUGUGAUACAGUGGACCAAGGCAGGCACUCAAUCACCAUCGUGACUUCACUCUGGGGGUCGGGCGAAACUGGACCGCUCACCCUGGUUCUACCACUGGGUUUCUUGUCCGGGGACAAGCAAGCAGAACUUCAGCAGCGGUUUGCUCCACAUGUCUAUUUCUUGUCUUCAGGGCGUUCAUCCCAUUUCAUGAACGCGGAAGUGGUAGCAGCCUUCUAUGAGACCGUGCUUUCAGAUGCAUUUGAGCGGAGGAGGCAAGUUCUUGCAGAACGCUACCAAAGAUCUUUCCAAGAUGAGAAGCACAUGGCCACAUACCAAGAGACGUGCUUUGGCUACCGUUCAGGACUCAUGCAGCGUGCUACGGACACACCAAUGCUGCUUUCCAACGGCAACAAGCAUUUGUCAGUGUCCCACGAGGAGUCGGUCUUGUCUGCCAUCUACGGAUGGCAACGGCUUGGCAAGAAUGGCAAGGCUUUAAGGUGGGCGUGGCUCAGCCGGGGCAUGGCAUCCUAUGAGGAGAUGUGCGAGGUUUCUCCUGAGCCAGUGACUACAGAGACCCUGAAGGAGGAGAUGGCGCAUUGUGAGAAGCAAAGUGCAGAGGAACUGUUUGAAGGCAGUUUGGAGGAAGUCUUUGAGCGGCCAGAUGUCAACCGCACGACUUUCCUGUGGCAGAUUGAGAGUUUAGCAGAGGACUCCGAUGUGGAAGAUGAGUGGGAGAAACAAGAUUCUCAGUGGCGCUGCCUGCCGCAACACUGGCAGCACUUGCUAAACCAAAGGCUAGCCCAAUACCAUGGACAUGUUCAAGAUGCUCAGGCUCUAGUGGAGCAUAGAGAAGCACAAUUUGGGGUGGACGACAUCAAGAGCAAAAACGCACGGCAGAAACUCUUGGAACUGCAGGAGGGCAAGUGUGCCACGAGCGUAGUUUUGAUGUGCAAAGGCACUGCCAAAGAAGUGUCCCCAGAUGUCUACAAGAGGUGUGUUCAAAGCACCAACGGUGAAUUGAAAGUGUCCGUAUCCAACAAAGUAGUUGCUUACAAGCUUUGUGUGAUGUCACUGAAGCUCACGACCAUGGCAGAGCCGGAGGUUGCGAGGCAACUCCGGAUAGUGUCAGUGACAGGCCAGAGUCGAGAAGUACAAGCAGUGCGUCUUCAUUUGAACCUACUCUCACUGCAAUCCAGCAAAGUCCUGCAAGACCUUCAAGUGCCAAAGGCCAAGAAGUCAAACACCUCAAUCCAUGUGGGGGAAACGGAUGCAGCAGGUGGACAGGAUGAGGUGGCACAGGAGCUCACUAUUCUUGACAAAGCGGAAGACCAAGCUGACGGAGAAGCAGCAGAACUCCUUUGCCCUGAUGUUGCAGAGUCUGCUUUUGUUGAAGCACAGGCAAAUGUGAACACGGGAGAUUCAAAUGGUGAGGCUGAUGACGGAGCAUCUGAUAUUGGUAGUGAUUGCCCAUGUCCAGAACUUGAAGGAGGAGUUGUUUGGACCAUUUGUCCCAAUGGUGCAUCGUCUACUGAGCAGAAUGACCAUGAGCCUAAGGAGUCUGAGGCUGCUGAUUCAGCCGCGUCAGUGACAGUUUCCGGGGAGCAGUUUAAAGAUGUUCCCGCCUUUGCCCGUGUGUAUGUGGUAGUUGGUUGGAGGAUCAUUGGUGGUCCAGCGUGGGCCUUGCUGUAA
Durusdinium trenchii is the source of this 3708-nucleotide messenger RNA. The record is from the annotation of a GenBank genome assembly. Lineage: Eukaryota; Dinophyceae; Suessiales; Symbiodiniaceae.